Messenger RNA from Pocillopora verrucosa, 1195 nucleotides. RefSeq lists its product as uncharacterized. The record is from RefSeq and is a predicted model, not a curated record. NCBI's taxonomy places the organism in Eukaryota, Metazoa, Cnidaria, Anthozoa, Scleractinia, Pocilloporidae.
CAGAUGUCAAUUUUUACAUUCGAUUAUUCAACAAUCUUGACCGCGUAAAAGGAGAUAAACCAUUGCAUUCGUUCAGUUCUUCGCGGAGAGCUAACCUAUAACGAAGAGUCACUACAAAGUCAGUAACGGAGGAAACUGAACGACGACGUCCCAACGGAAAAAUGAAGAGCCUUGUCUUGUUGUUGAUAACUUUGGCUCUGGCCAAGUCACUUCCACUCGAGACCGAUCAGAACACCGAAGUCGCGCUGAACGAGGACGAGAAGAUUGAAACACCUGUUUUCGAUCCCGAGGUAUCAGAUAAAGCUGAUAAGCUUGAAAUUGCUGAAAGAGGUAUUAGCGAGGGAAUAUAUCUCAUUGAAAACGUCGAAACAAAGCGCUUCUUGUUCCAGGACGGCCCUCCCAUAAAAGGGCCUCGUGGAGCAGAACAUGGGUGGGCAGCUAGUUCAGGCUUCAAAGCACCUGCUAUUGUCGGAGCUGAUGCCAACUACUACAAUCGAGCUUACUGGAAGAUCAUUCCUCUAGGUGGUGGCAAAUACUUCAUCGAAAACCCCGAGACGAAAAGGUACUUGUUUCAAGGUGGCCCUGCCAUAAAAGGGCCUCGUGGAGCAGAGCAUGGGUGGGCGGCUAGUUCAGGCUUCAAAGCACCUGAUGUUGUCGGAGCUGAUGCCAACUACUACAAUCGAGCCUACUGGAUGAUUACUCCAGUAAGUAAUGGCAGGUACUUCAUUGAAAACAUCUUCACGAAGAGGCUCCUGUUUCAAACUGGUCCACCGAUUAAAGGGAAUCGUGGAGCAGAAGGUGGAUGGAAGAAUGCUAAUGGCCUUACUUCACCUGUUGUUGUCGGUGCUGAUGCCAACUACUACAACCGAGCCUACUGGAUGCUUCACAAAGUGCGUUAGACUGAUAAAAAAAAACGUGCCAACAACGUUAAGGGUAGCAGUUAUAAUGGAGCUGUUAGUAGCUUUUCCUGGGUUGUAAUGCAAGUUUGUUAAAUGUUUAAACUUCAAGCUUUUGACUGUAGUGUGAGAAAUAAAGGCACAAAUUAAAAGAGAUGAUCUAGUUUGCAACAACGUUAAGGGUAGCAGUUAUAAUAGAGCUGUUAGUAGCUUUUCCUGGGUUGUAAUGCAAGUUUGUUAAAUGUUUAAACUUCAAGCUUUUGACUGUAGUGUGAGAAAUAAAGGCACAAAUUAAAAGA